UAGUUUUGUUCUUUACGGUUGGCGUGUGGCAACAUAUCAUUCAUGUUUUUAUUGCCACCGCGUCCGCGUAAUGCUCGGUUUAUAAAACCUUCAUAAAUUCUAAUUCUGGGAGUGUCAAACUAGAGUGACAUUUUAGCGAUUAUCCUCCGGGAACAUGACGACUAAUGUGACCAUUUCAGCUCAGACUACGACAACAAAAAUAUCUCCAAAUAUUCGCUUCGAUCCAACUUACGUAAAAACGCUUCCUGGUAUUUUGAAAAUACUUGAAGUUGUUGUAUGUCUCAUAGGAUUUAUAUGUGUACAGACAAUACCCUUUGCAGCAUAUAGAUCAGCUGGUGGUUGGUAUGUCUUUGUGGCUGUAACUGGAUUUUGGGUCACUUUAUUAUUAUUCCUUGCAUAUUUGUUUCAUUUUGUGGAGCGAUUACAUUGGCUUCCAUGGUUACUAGUAGAAACUGCAUACAAUGGUACCUGGGCUGUAUUUUUCUUCAUUGCAUCUUGUGUAUCUGCAGCAAAUGCCAGUACUGAUCCAGGAUGGGGUGCUGCUGCUUUUUUUGGAUUUGGGAACAUGUUCAUAUUUGGCUUUGAUACCUAUUUGAAGUUUAAAGCAUGGCGAGGUGGUGAGAUUGCCCAAGGGGAAAGGACUACAUCACCUAGUUCAGAUCAAAAUACCCCAUCUGCAACUGGUCCAAGCUAUCCAACAUACUAGAGAUGAUAUAUUGACUGAAGCAUAAUAUAAAAAUGGGACAGCAGCUCCUUGUCCUUUGUAACAUUUGGCAUUGAUGUCUAUUUUAAUUGUUAAUUUUAUUUGUUAAAUGAUUUUUAUUUAUGAAUUUAUCAUGAAAGAUUGCAAAUGCAUGUGCUAAAUAUAAGGUGUAAUUAAAUAUUUAAAGUUCACCAACCUCAUAUUUUGUACAAACUUUUGUGUUUAUUGUGUCUAAAUAUGAAUAUAGAUAAAUAUAUGUAUAUUUGAUCAUUUUUGUUCUAACAGAACUACAAUGUGUAUUAGCUGUAAAUGGACUGCUUUUUUUUUUCUUUGCUCAAAUUGUUUUUAAAUUAUUAUAAAUUCUCAGAGUUUAUAGAACUGUUCUCAACAUUUCAUAGUCUAUAUGUCAAAAAAUCACUUUAUGUAAUAAAAUGUGUAAUACUUAACUUUAUUAUUGAAAUUAGUUCUCAGGGUCUGAUUUAAUGCACAGUAGGAAAUUUUAAAAUAAUACUGUUUAAAAAUUUUUUGCUAAUAAAUUUUAAUUAGCAGUAUUUUUCUGUUGCUAUAUGACUUGCAUUUAAUUUUAAAAAAAUUUCCACAUCUUAUUUAACUACUUGGGUAUUAGAUGGUGUUUAGUUUAUUGGUGUUUUACAGUAAGUAUUAAAAUGUCAUGCAUUUUCUUUGGGAUUUUUUUAAAAUUCUAAUAAAUGAUGAUUUUUAAUUUUUAUUCCGCUACAUAAUGCAGAUAGUAAACUGUUUCAUUAAAUGAAUAGUUCUAGCGAGGUGUGACUUGAUCUUAACUUCAUAAGUAUAGAGUUGGAUAUUGGCAGGUCUGGUGUGAAGAAAAUGAAAGUAAAGAAGUUGUCUUUAUUGAUCUUUCCUUUUGGAAAUGUAGUUCUGCAGCAUCUGUUAUUCAAAAUGAUUUUAGCUUUCUAAGUCACAGUUUAAAUAACAUAUCAUGCUAUGCUUAUUUGUAAACAGCUUUGUUCUAAAAGCUUGAAAAAUGUAUAUGGACCUUUUGUGUACUUCAUAUUUACUUUUCAGCAUAAUAUAUAUACAUAUAUUGUAUUUGUUCUUUGAAAGGAUUUGUGUCUAUUUUUGAGAAUUAACAUGUAUAAAAUAAUUGUACUAAUUCAUUUUUUAAAGAGAUUAUCUUCCAUUGUUAAGUAACAUUUCUAUAAUGUAAAUGUAUGGUUAAACUGCAAAAUGCAUGAAUAUAAAUGAUGAAUUUCUUGGACUUCAAAUGCAUUAUGAAUUUUCCCAUUUUUUGUCUUUCAAUCCAGCAACCAACACUUUAUAUACUGAAAUACAUAUCUUAGAAUAUUAUCCCUCUUUAUAAUAGUAUAGAUUUAAAGCUAAGAGAGAAUUUAAUAAUUCUGUGUAAAAGAUCUUUUUGUAUAUGUUUAUUACAAAGCAAAUUUAUAUGCAUUUAUAUAACAUGUAAUACAUUUAUUUGCAUGGAACUUUUGAAUUUGUGAAUAAAUACGAAUGGAUUGUGGCUGACAUGCUUUUUUUUUUUUUUUUUUUUUUGAAGUUUUAGAAUUUACCAUAUUUCUGUAAUGCAUGCUUUAUAGUUGCAUGUAUCUUUUAUAAGUACUAAUAAUAAAAGUGCCUUUCCCUAGUUUUCCCAGAUAGUUCAUUUUUUUAAGCAGGAAUUGAUACAGGAAAAAUAAAUUUAAGGAUUUUACUCAUAUUAAUGAAUUAUUGGAGUGAAUAUUAUGAAAUAUUUAUACUAUAUAUUGAUUGCUCUGAAAGUAUAUAAUAGUGAACGAAAAAGAAAAUAUUUUUAAAUGGAUAUUUAUAUUUAAGACUAUUUUAUUCUGCUUAUUGCAAUUAUAUAUCAUUUCUUGUAAAAACUAUGUAAAAUUAUUCAAUUUUCAUAUAAUAUAAUAAUAAUGUACAAAAAAUCAAUGAUUCUAAUUAUAUUAAGUCGUAUCUAUAUUCGAUAUUUUAAUUUCCUAUCCCCUAAAUACUGUAAAUUUCAGAUUUUUAAUAUAUUUCUAAAAAUAUUGUGAAAAUAUUCUAAAUUGCUGUUUUCUUAUAUGAAAAGUAAAAUUAUGAAAGAAUUGCUCUGCAGUAAAAUGAAACUAAUGAAGGUCAUUUUAAGUAAAAAAAAAUUUCUGUGGUAACAAAGUUUCAAUUAAGAAUAGAGAUAAUAUAUUAAUGUAACAUGAGAGAAAUAAAAACUCUGUACCUUUUAUAUUGCAUAAUGGAAAAAAAAAUUUUUUGGAGGGGUUAUCAUUCCUUUAGAAUACAAAGUUUUUGAAUGAAUAGCUGUCACUUUGCUAUAUUUUUUCUAGUUAGAGGCAGGCUUGGCAAAUGAAUAUUUAAAUGCAUCGAUAGCAUUUAGUUUUUUAAAUGCAGACUAUUUUGAAUAGUAAAUUGCAUAUCAAUACCUGUGGUAAAUUUUUAUAAAAAGUUUUUUGAAGUUGUAAAUUAAGUAUAAUAUACAUUUUAACUGAAAAUAAUAAAUUUCAAUUUUUAUGUGUACCUUUAUAUCAGAUAUACGUAAAUUUAAUUUUUGCUUAUGAACCUCUGUAUGAGGUAUACUUAAAUAUUCAGGAGUAAUUGGCCUAUGUUAUAUUGCAUUUAAACUGAGAUGCAAAAUUAAAUGCCAUUUUUCAUCUCCUUUCUAGAAAAUAUUUCACAUUCACCUUAUUCAUAAAUUUGUCCUCAUAUACAAACUAAAGUGCUCUUAUGUAUUUGAUAUUAAGAAUGUUAACGUGUUUCUUAAAAAUUUAUGCUUUUAGUGUAACAUAUAUUCUGAAACUUAACAAUAUUUUUGUGCAGUAGCAUGCAUUAGUACUUUUGGAAAAGUAAAUAAUUCUAAGCAUUUAAUAAUUGAUGUAAAUUUUUAUAUUGUUUAUUUGUAAUCACUGAAAUACAUGUGACUGAUGUUUUGUCACUCAAAACAAAUGUCACGCUAGAGCACUAUAUUGUUGGCCCAAAAAAUAUGUAUGUUCAUCAUAUUGUUAUUACUGCCUCUUUAGGAGGGGUAUUUUGUAUUGCUGAUUGUAGGAAAUUCAGAAUACAUCUUAUAGUACACAAAUUUCAAAUAAGCAUGGAUUCAUCUAAACCUGUUGAAAACAUUCCAUAUUCCUCCAUUGUAAAUUUCAAUGUUUUAUUCGGUAAAGUAUUCAGAAAUAUAAUUUUGUUCCUAAAUGCUCAGUUAAUCACUUUAAAAAUAUUUAUAUGUUUGAUUUCUUAAUUCUGCUGAUUUCAGAUAUUUCUUUUGAAAGAUUGUAUUCUUCUUUAGUCUGAUGUCUGCUAUUUAUGGAAUUCUGGUCUUGUUACAUAGCAGCCAACUCUACCGGUUUUACAGGAUGAUUAGCGGUCUUUUAUCACAUUUCCAGGUUUUUAAUUUUUAGCUUUAUUUAGGUAUGUUUUUCCCAGCAUAAAAAAGGAAAGAAUAUGAUACUCAACACACAAAAGCAGGUGUGUUAAAAAUGUGGCUUUUAUCCUAACUAAUUGAAAUUCCUGCAUAUAAUUUUCUAACACUCCUGGCUGGGGAGUCCAAUAACAAUACAUACUCCAUGACAAAUCACAAUACAUUGAUUAAUAUUGGCCAGGAUCACACUUUCAACCAUUGAUUAUGGCCAGCGUUAUGUAUUUUACAUAUUGCUGGCCAUACUCAAUUGUAAUUGCUGUAGGUCCUUAAUUUUGCUACCCAAUAUUUUGCUAAAUUUUUUAAACUUUUAAAACUCCCUAAAUUUUUUGUCAUCCCUAAAUUUUACUGCUGCCCCAAUCCUCUCCUAAAUUCUAAAAUUUGUGCUUCCUUUUUUGCACCACCCUGUGGGAAUGUUUGCAUUUUUCUAUCUGAUGUAAACGACAACAGAAGCCCCGAUACUGCCAUAUUUUUAUGUCGUCUUAAUAGAUUUAAAAUGACGUUUUAAAAUCUAGAACAACUGAAGUCCCAUCCAUUCUGGAUCUCUGAUUUUGUAUUGUAUUAAGAAAUUUAUCCACAUGACAAUAUGUACUAAUAAUUUUAUUUUUGACGUAUUUAAAAUUGCUUUAGUAGUAAAAGCUUCCCUUUGUUAUUCAGGAUGUUCUCGGUAUAAAAGUGUAAGAAAUUUAAAAAAUGAAAUGAGCCAAACUAUAUGAAUUUUAGAAUAUAUAAUUAAACAUUAUUGUACAUCAGAAUCAUAUUAGUUUAGUUCAUAUUAGAUAGUUCAGUAACCUGAAUUAUGCAAACUUAAAUUUCAUUUUAAGUCAGUUUGGAGGUUUUUUGAAAUAUCAUUACCACACAGAAUGAAAUUCUCUUCAAAAACUCUUGGGUUGGGGCUUGAGAACCCUCUCCCCCAGUGUUUCAAAUUUCAGGGUUGGCAGCUUUGUAAUAAAACUAAAAUUUUAGAAUUUAGUAAAUAUUUGACUAUGACUUUUGAAACAGAAAAAGUGAAAAUAAAAUAUGAAGUCUAUAAUUUAUAUAUAUUUUUCUCUCAUAUAUACUCAUUGAAAUGAAGCUGCAUUUUCUUUUUUAAUUCUGUUUAUAUUGGCUUUGGAUGUUAAUAUUUGUUGCUUCUAGAUAAACUUGUAAAAUGGAAGAAACUUUUCAUAAUUAUCUUCUAUGUGUUUAUUGUACUAUCUUCAUAUUACAGUUAAAAUAGUUGUAGCUUAGUUUAAAAAUGCAAAAAUAAAUUUUUUAGCAAAGAGA
Stegodyphus dumicola is the source of this 5354-nucleotide messenger RNA. Its product is annotated as MARVEL domain-containing protein 1-like. NCBI's taxonomy places the organism in Eukaryota, Metazoa, Arthropoda, Arachnida, Araneae, Eresidae. Gene Ontology annotation, cellular component: membrane. The record is from RefSeq and is a predicted model, not a curated record.